CUUCAUAUUGUCUUCUCCGUCCUGCCCUCGAUCUAUUCCUAGCUUGCAGGUUGUUUCCCUGUCUCUCCCCAGAUCUAUCUAUCCUGUGCAGCUUCCAUUCUCAGUUGGUGCCUUAGGUAAAUCUCUCCGGCUAGCCGGCGUGUGAGGCGGUGUUGCUGCUAGCUGAGUGAGUCGCCGUGAUGGUUCGUGGGAAGACCGUCAUCAGCAGGAUCGAGAACACGACGAGCCGCCAGGUGACCUUCUCCAAGAGGAGGAGCGGGCUAUUCAAGAAGGCCAAGGAGCUGGCCAUCCUCUGUGAUGCCCAGGUCGGCGUCCUGGUCUUCUCAAGCACUGGCCGUCUCUAUGACUACUCCAACUCCAGCAUGAGAUCAGUAAUCGAAAGAUAUCAGCAGAUUAAAGAUGGUCAGCAACUUAUGAGUGCGAGCACCGAGGCAAAGUUCUGGCAAGCAGAGGCGGAACGUUUAAAACAGCAACUGCAUAACUUAGAAGGAAGUCAAAGGCAGUUGUUGGCACAUGAUCUCUCUGGCCUUGAAUGGAAUGACCUGAAGAGUCUAGAAAAUCAACUGGAGACGAGCUUGCAUAACGUUCGUCUAAAGAAGGACAAAAUCAUGGUCGAACAAAUUCAAGAAUUGAGAAAGAAGGAGAACAUCAUGCACCGAGAAAACAUGGAACUCCACCGUGAGUUCAACAUGAUCCGUCAAGAUAGUGUGAAUUUCCAGCGAAAGGUUUAUGGAAAACAAGAUGUAAAUGGAGGACAGGGAAGUUCUGUUACUCAGAACACCAAUACUCAGGAUGAUGCAGACGAAAUUCGUCUUGAGCUAAGCCAACCACAGGUUCCGGAUGAGAAACCAGAAGCAGCAGCAUAAGGAAGAGCGCUUGAUAAAUAAGAGGUUGGCCAUGACGUACUUGUCACAAGUCAAAAUUCCGUGAAACAAUUGGAUGAAAAGUAUUGUGUUUGCGCACUAUAUAUCUGAGCUAUAAUGUAUUUGUCAUGCCGACAUUCGUUGUGGGAGUUGUAGUUUGUAUUGUGUAUUUUGUAGUUGGCAAAGACAAUAGUCCUAGGAUCAAAACAUUAAGAGUGUAUUGCACCUUGAGCCACCUUUUCUUA
This is a messenger RNA of Oryza sativa Japonica Group (Japanese rice), 1108 nucleotides long. RefSeq names its product MADS-box transcription factor 23-like. Gene Ontology annotation, cellular component: nucleus. NCBI's taxonomy places the organism in Eukaryota, Viridiplantae, Streptophyta, Magnoliopsida, Poales, Poaceae. Gene Ontology annotation, biological process: positive regulation of transcription by RNA polymerase II. Gene Ontology annotation, molecular function: protein dimerization activity; RNA polymerase II cis-regulatory region sequence-specific DNA binding; DNA-binding transcription factor activity, RNA polymerase II-specific. The record is from RefSeq and is a predicted model, not a curated record.